AUAGUUCAUAUCAAAUUAUAGAAACUCAAAUUCGAUCAACAUACAAUGGCAAUGAAAUCUGUUCUCUUGUUGAUCACCCUUUUGGUAGUUGUUUUUGUGGCACCAAAAGCCAAUGCUAUUGCUGUAGAAAUCGGUGGAACUGCACUUUGCCCUUUGAAUGGCACCAUUAAUCUUAAUAUUACUACCAAUGUCACAGUCCCACCUCUUCCUAUCGCAAAUGCUACAGUCCGAGUAUCAAUUGCCGGUAUUGAAAUUGGACCAACAGGAUUAACAGAUUCACUAGGACAAUUCAGUGUAAGUUUCAUUCGAUCUGUGAUAACGGCUCUUAGUAACCUGCUAAACCUUACCACCAUUACUAUUACUCCACCACCCGGGGCAUGCAAUUCAACCCUACCAGUUAACACCAUUCUACAAUCCGUCCAGCCAUUACAAUUGGUAAGGCAAACCAAUGUUUCUAUUCAGUUGAAUGUGACAGGACUCAGACUUGCUAAACUUAAUAAUGUAUGAUCUAGCUAUCAUAAUCAUAUCUAUUUAUAUUCCACCAACAACGCAUGUCGCAUGGAUUGAAGUCACGUACGGUAGUGGAUCGAGUAUAUCUAAUAUAUAUAUAAUGUAUAAUUAGAAUAAAGGAAGAGAUCGAUUGAUUGCGCGCCAGCUCUGAUAUGUGUGCUCGCGUGCUCUCAAGUCUCUCCAUUCCGAGUACUGUAAUAAUAUUGUUCGAUCGUUUCUAAUUUAAAUACUACUCGUAUUAUCAUUGUGUGUUUGAA
Messenger RNA from Erigeron canadensis, 767 nucleotides. RefSeq lists its product as uncharacterized. Lineage: Eukaryota; Viridiplantae; Streptophyta; Magnoliopsida; Asterales; Asteraceae. The coding region runs from base 46 to 507 and encodes 153 amino acids. The record is from RefSeq and is a predicted model, not a curated record. The transcript has 2 exons.